AUACCUCAGUCGCUUGGUGGAAGUCGCGUCGAACGGUCGAACGGCAAAGAUCGUUCUAAGAAUUCGCAAUCAAUCGAGAAUCGAGUAUUGAGUAUUGAGUAUCGAGUAUGGGGGCAGCUUCAGUGCGUGUUUUGGGCGCAUUUAUUUGCGCCUUGAUCUGUGUGAAUCAGUUGGGUGUUUGGGCUUUAACUCCGGAUAAAGAUUCUACAGCAGCAGACCAUUCAACGACACCGCCACCAUGGAGAUUUUAUACGCGCGGAAGUCAACGAUACAACACAGCAGAGAGUGGACGAUCGGCGUCUGCCCCAACGAUCAGCCCUCAGCUGCAUAACGAGAUCAAGGAGCUGAUGACGAGUUUACACGAUCGCGUCGGCAUCUUGGCGACCCUGGAUGAGGACCAACGCCAUCGUCUGGAAGUCAUCGAUAAGAAACUCGAUCAGAUGGUGGAGGCGAACACGGGACGUAUGGAAUCGUUGAAGGUGCAGCAGCUGAACUUCCAGCAGCGAUUGGACAGCUUCGAACACAUCCAGCGAUUGACGCGCCACACACUCGAUGAGCUGAAAGGUGAAACGGAUUCGUACUUGGGAUCACGUGUGGCAAGACAGUUGAGGCAAAAGCAAAAGAAUCGUGCAAAGUUGACGGAUUUGUCUCGUCACCCGCGAGAAACGCCACAGCAAUAUCAACAUCAACAGCAACAACAAUUGCCACUGGGAACUGCGCGCGCAGUUCAACAAAAUGUAGCCGACAUUUUCAGCAAUCAGUCUGUGGGACCUGCCAUGAAAUUCAACAUCACUGAUCUCGAUGUGAAUAGUCGCCUCGAUGCCUUGGCCACAUUCUUGGUUUCCUUGGCUUACAAUGUGCAGGACACACGUAUGGGAGUCAACAGAUUGAUCAAGGAUACCAACAACAUCAAGCGUCGCUUGAUACAUCGUGGCAAGGGGCAAAACGCGCGCUUGCCACAGACAUCAGCUGUGUUGCCUUCAGCCGAUGAGACUGCAACGAGCUGUUUGCAAUGGGAUCUGGCAGUCAAGGGCAUCAUCAAGCUGCAGCUGACGCCCGAGAGCGAACCCUUCUACGUUCCCUGCGACAACGAAGGCUGGACUGUGAUCCUCAAUCGCUCCUCUGAUGACGUGAGCUUCCAACGCGGUUGGCUGGAUUACAAAGAAGGCUUUGGCAAUCUGGCUGGCGACUUCUUCAUAGGUCUGGACAAACUGCAUGCGUUGACUUCUUCGGUGCUGCACGAGCUGCGCAUUGAGCUGGAGGAUUUCGAUGGCAAUGUUGCCCACGCUGGCUACGAUGCCUUCGCCAUCAGCGGCGAGCGCGAAUUGUACUCGCUGCAGUUGCUGGGUCAGUUCAUAACGGAGCUGCAACCUUCAGCUGGUGAUUCACUCUCUUAUCAGGCAGGUGCGAAGUUUAGCACCUUCGACAGCGACAACGAUAAUUGCCUCGAAUGCAGUUGUGCUCAGCGUCACAAGGCCGCAGGUUGGUUUAACUCCUGCGCCACCAGCAAUCUGUUUGGCAUCUAUCACCAACAGAAUCCUAAUGAAGCCGGCGAGACGGGCAUCUUUUGGGACACGUUCCAGGGCAAAGAGACGUCGCUGCGUCGUGUCAAAUUGCUCAUACGCCCCGUGGGCCAGGACGAGGCCAGACGUUAGAGCUGCCUGCGUCGGCGUCGACGUCGACGUCGGCUGCCAACUGCCAUCAGUCAGGGAAUAACAUAUGUGUACUUGUAUCGUGUAAACCUCAAAAACAGAAAUUUGCUAACCCCAAAAGAAGCGUGAGCUUUGCAUUUUUUGAGAGAAAAACUGUAGCGUUAAGUAACUUUUCUACUACUUUUCCCCCAGCACUGUAAUAUUUAUGGAAAAUUACCUAAUACUCUUCUAGACGUUAAUAAAGUGGCGCUGCAUGUCGUGUAUCGUUGUACAAA
Messenger RNA from Drosophila albomicans, 1927 nucleotides. RefSeq names its product angiopoietin-4. The transcript is spliced from 5 exons. Bases 108 to 1655 code for a protein of 515 amino acids. The record is from RefSeq and is a predicted model, not a curated record. Lineage: Eukaryota; Metazoa; Arthropoda; Insecta; Diptera; Drosophilidae.